Messenger RNA from Cuscuta europaea, 2575 nucleotides. The record is from the annotation of a GenBank genome assembly. Lineage: Eukaryota; Viridiplantae; Streptophyta; Magnoliopsida; Solanales; Convolvulaceae.
UUGUAUAAAUGUUUUGAAUAAAAUUUCUCUCUCAACCCUAGAUUGAAACUGAAUUAAUUAUUCCAAUUUGGAAUAUGUCUUAGCACACUUUAGAUGAACCAUUCCCACUUAUCGUGUCAACUUCAUAUUUUUUUUUGAUGAAAUGUAAAUAUUUAUAAAGCAUCCAAAAACAACAUUUUACAAUGUAUCACACUAAUUCGAAAAAUACUAUCUAUGUUAGAUAAAUCUAAUCUAAAUAAAAAGCAUCAUCAAAAUAAUGGGGCAUCCCCCAUAUCCACCUAAUCAGAUAAAUCAAAUACAAACAACCAUCAAACAUACAAAUUAGCCUAAACCUAUUUGAGCAAGCUCAGCUUCCCUCCCUUUCUUCAUCUCCGUAUAUUGUGUGAUUUUUUCCCAAUAAUCCUCAAGAAUUUUCUAUUCCUCCUCAUCUGAGAACGUCGCCUCUUCAUCGGAUCCCCCCUCUUUUGCGUCCUCUCCCCCCUCCGGUUCCGGCACGGCAUCCGGUUCAUUUGGUGUAGUUGUCUCGGGCACGAGCUUCACUCUAGCUAGUCUAGACCCUCACCCCGUCUUUAAUACUCCUCUCAUUGGCCUCCUUCAAUAUUUUUUCUUUUUCUUUGUCCUUUAGUGUAAUUUUAAUAGCCUCAUUCACCGUUUUCUUUUCCUUUUCAACAAUAGUCUCAUCCCGUUGUUUUGCUACCAAUUUCUAGCAAAUAAAUGGGUGGUGCCCAUACAUUUUACAACGGAAACAAAAGUUGGGGAAAGUUUCAUAAACCACCAUUUGUUUGACUACUUUACGGGAAGGUAAUCGUAUAGGAAAAGAUAACAGAGGUGGUUUAGAAACAUCAACCUCAAUUAGAACUCUAGCAAAGUGACGAUUGCUCCUAUUUUCAGUGAUUUUGACCUUAGAAAGCGGGACCCCUACCAUAGAUGCAACUUCACUCAUAGCCUCCUCAUUCCAAAGUUUCAUAUGUAGUUGAGGAAAUUUUACCCAAAUGGGGACUUUGAGAAUUUCAUCAUCAUCAAAGGAAAAAUCUUCCGAAAGUUUUUCUAGCAUGAGUUGUAUACCAAAGAUGGUAUAAGGACCUCCAUUCAAUACUAUUCAAAGGGAAAUUACCCUAAAUAGGAGUAAAUGAGGUUUGGAAUUCCAAAAAAGGACUACUAUAUUUUUCUUCCCAAAAUAGGAGUUUUUACUGCCAUGUGUAAAAAUACUGACAUAAUUAAAAAAUAUUGUCAUUAGUUAUAAUAAAUAUUGUCAUGUUAAAUGCACUGUACUGCAACUAUUUGACAAUCACGCCUACAAGAUGACAGUAAAUACUGUCAUGUUAGUCAUAUUUCAGGAAUAAAAACAUAGUAGUCCUAUAUUUUGGAAUUUCAAACUCCAUUUACUCCUAUUUUGGGAAAUCUCCCAAUUUAAAAAUAAUUCAUCCCUUGCUAUGUGUAUCAACAAUGCAACUAACUCCCCACGUGUUCUUCAAGUCAUAGACCACUUUAAGGCCCGUAAAUUUCUCGUUAAAAAAACCCACAAGACAAAAUCCCCACAUGUCAACCAUAGAAGGCAAACUUUAUCCGUAAAAUCUAAAGAUGUUCAUUUCGGCGGGAUAUACCUCAAUUUCAAGCCAUUUGAAGGGUCACGGUUGUCUUUGAACAAUGAAGACCAAGGUUUAGCAGCCCCAUCAUCCCUAUUUUUUAUUUAUUCCUUGUCCAAAACACUGGCAGUAACAUUCUCUUGGUUGCUAACAGUUUUAGCUCUAGGAGACACAAUCCCAGUAGCAUCCAGUUUUGUCCCAGUAGUAAUGUGCUCAACAACCUUAGUAAUCACCCUUUCAGCAUCAGUCCUACAGCCUUCGUUCAUUGUAGCAGUUACUGCCUUCCCUGCAGCAAUUUCAACAUUCUGUUUACCCAAUUUUUUGUUAACCGGAGUCACCAGCCUCAGGUGGCCAUUGUAUUGAUAGAUUGCCAGCGUUUAAUAAAGGGAAUUCCUGAGGAACGAGUUGUUCUUGCAGUAGACACCUCCCCUGAGCUCUGCUUUUUUCUCGCCAUAUCAGGUAUAGAAGACAACAACCUGUAGACGAAAAUGAACAGUAAAUUCCCGGCUACACUGGCCCCCACCCUUCAGCGAACUUCCAAAGCUACGUCUGGAGACGGCGAGCCCCAAACCAGCUAGGAAUUUCAGGAACAGUAACAAAAUUCAAAGAUUCGUAGCAGAACUAAAAUCUAAGAGAACAGUAAAAUCAGCAAUGUCUCAUCCCAUUUUUUGCCUUCUUGGCCGUAAAUCAUCCUUCGAAACAUAAAUCCAAGGUCAACUCCAUAUAUGAUUUUAGUGGGGGUCGAACACUUCUCUAAGAUUUCUCAAAGUCUAUUAUCCCCGUGCAAUGCACGAGAUAACAAAUUAAUUAAGAGUUUUAUCAAUCCAAUACAUACGUAGUGUGUUACCUGAAAUUACUCUUUUCAAAUUACACAAUAGUUAUUAGGUUUACCAAUAAUUCCUAUAAGUAUAUUCUUAUCAAAGGACUAACACAAUAAAUUAGUGUUUUAAUAUACAUCAAAUUCAGCACAUCCACUUUUUUGUACUCCG